Mucor velutinosus is the source of this 993-nucleotide messenger RNA. Its product is annotated as GATA type transcriptional activator of nitrogen-regulated proteins. Lineage: Eukaryota; Fungi; Mucoromycota; Mucoromycetes; Mucorales; Mucoraceae. The record is from RefSeq and is a predicted model, not a curated record. The transcript has a single exon. The coding region runs from base 1 to 993 and encodes 330 amino acids.
AUGCUCAGUGCUCAAGAAAAUGCCUGGUGUGUUUACACUGCCCUGUUUUUAUUCUUCUCCAUCAUUCUGACAUGCAGAUGUCGACACAAUAUUUUGUUGAUUCCGUUUGCACUAUUUGGCCUGCUGAUGUCCAUUGGAAAUAUUUGUCUUUUGGCUGCUCAUUACGGUGAAACAAGCGUGCCUGUGGAUUGGGUCAGCAAAAGCUUGGUAUUGAGCUUGUUGCCUGCUGCUUCCGUGCUGGUGUUCGUGGGCAUCAUGGAGGCGCAAUUGAUCUUUAUCCGUCAUAUCGCUACUGCCAUCCAUAACCGUGAUCAUUGGGGAAGUCUCUAUCUGCGUGAACCCGAGAAAAGAAAGCCUAGCACCAAAAUGCAUCCUGCCAGACCGUGGACCUACUAUACAAGCUUCGUGUCACUGGCGCUGUACACGUUGCUGGCCAUGGCUUCUGUCAUUCUCUUGGCAGCUGCUACAUCCAUCACCCAAAAGAAGAUUGGCGGCGCUGUGUGCGUCACUUUGAUGCUCCUGGUUGUGUGUUUCAACACGUUGGUUAUCAUGUCGUAUAGUAAAUCAACAAACCAUGUCCGUCUGAUUCGUCGCAAUCGAGAUGAUAUGCUCUUUUUGAAGGUUACUCCCAUCUUGUUCUCGGUCUGCAUGGCUGGAAUGACUGCACUUUCCUGGAUCUACUGCCUUGAUGAUGAUCCAAUGACCAUCUCCAUCACGCUGUGGAUUGUGCUAGAAUCCUUUGUUGUUUAUUUGCCAUUAAUAGCCAUUCUCAUCAUGUGCAUUUACACUGGUAAGAUCAAGAAGAUGGGCCGUCAAUACCGCAUCGAAACAGAUCAGAGAAGCUUCAACAAUCCCUACUCUUACAAGACUGUUACUGAUAUCGAAUCUGUCACCAAGAAGCUUUGUCAAGAGGAGAGCAAUACACUGGCUUGUCCACCACCGCCCGCGUAUCAGCCGGUCCACAAACCCUCUCCAUUGGCAUCUUAUGCUUAA